Eimeria acervulina is the source of this 1380-nucleotide messenger RNA. RefSeq lists its product as hypothetical. Bases 1 to 1380 code for a protein of 459 amino acids. The record is from RefSeq and is a predicted model, not a curated record. Lineage: Eukaryota; Apicomplexa; Conoidasida; Eucoccidiorida; Eimeriidae. The transcript has 3 exons.
AUGCUGCCUAUUGGCAAACCCACUGUGGCUGCUCCGAUCCCGCCUUCUCGCGCAUGUAGUUUACGAGAUGCCGGCCGCAUCUCAGCCCCUCUGUUUCCCAGGCAGCCGCUGCUUGUAGCGACAGAGGAGGCGCCUCAACAGCAAGAAGAAGCUUCUUAUUCUCAGCUGCAACAACACUGCGCUCCUCCACGUCGAAAAAGAAGACAUAUUUCAGAAAGCAAAUGCUUCCACCACGCAGCAGUUGCCGGCUCUGUUCCUCCCUCUAGAACCUCAGUAGUUCAAUUCUGUCCAGACACCGCAGCUCCUGGGAACCUGAGGGCUCUGGGUGAUACUUCGCCACUCUCCAGUUCCCCGGACUUGACCGAAUUUCAGCAGCAGCUCUUAGGUAAGACAAAUGCAUUUCUUUUAGCAGCAAAGGACGCCAAACGCCUUCCUGUAGUGGGCCGCUGUGGCGGCACGACGAACGAAUUCAAUGCAAAAAUGCAGCAGUUGUCUCAUGCUAGAGAAGAGAAGAAGGAUGAUGAAUGGGGUGUACAGCCGACAGCUGGUGGGCCGGGACGACAGCAGACAGCGCGGGUUCAGCUGCUGGGCCCCCUUUUCCGCAUUUGUUUGCAGUUUAUGUUUCUGUUAUUUCAGGGAGUUCAUGAAGUGGCUGCUGUGUGCUGGUGGCAGACUCUGGGGUGGUCGUUGUGGGUGUUCAGUAGCCUGUGCUGCCGCUGCACCGUUUUCCUGCAUUUGUUGUCCUCUGGGGUGUCUCGGGAGGUCGAUGGCAGCAACAGCACUCUGGUGUUUGCCUCUGCAUCACUUGCUAAACUUUUGCAUCUCUCAACUUCUUUGCUGGAGAGCAGCGAGGCAUCAGUUGCAGCAGCGGAGUCCCGGACUGCACUUAAAACGCUUUCUUCUCGAAGGGCGGCUGUACAGACAGCAGCACAGCUGGGAUGCGUCAGCACAGCGAUGAUGCGCCACUUAAAAGAUUUCUUCUACACGAAGGCUGCGGCUGCAGCUUGGAGGGAAGAGCAGCAGAAGAAAGAGAGGCAACAAAUAUAUGAAGAAGGGAGCGUUGCACUGACACCUGAAGAAGCACUCGCUACAGCCCUUGCAACAGCAGCAGCAGCAGGAGCAGCUGCAACAGUGGCAAAAACAGCACUGGCAAAAGGAACACCAGAAGCAAAAGGAACAGCAGCAAAAGGAGAUGCAGAAGCAGCAGCAGCAGAAGACGAAGACGACACCUCAAGGUUGGAGCCGUCGCUUCCCAGCCAAAGUUAUGGCGGCUGUCUUCAUGCUUCCGAAGAGAGUUUUGGGGGCAUGCUGCGUCGCUUUUAUGGCAACUUUUUGGUUUUUCUAUUCCCUCUGUCUUCAGCUGUUGUCUCUGAUUUAUAA